Sclerotinia trifoliorum is the source of this 1563-nucleotide messenger RNA. Lineage: Eukaryota; Fungi; Ascomycota; Leotiomycetes; Helotiales; Sclerotiniaceae. The record is from the annotation of a GenBank genome assembly.
AAAUACAUAAAAAGAAUAAUCAUCCUCUUGUUUGCUUCCAAUUCAGUAUCUUUUUCCAUAACAUACGCUUUAUGAAGAAGCUCUUUUCUUGAGAAUUAGCAUUGUUGUUAGCAAUCAUUAUUCAAUCUUCGUUCGUCGAUCUCUCCAAAAUGAUGUUCAAGAAUACAUCUUUCCUCUCACUCCUUCUGAGUGCAUCUCUAGCUUUUGCAGUUCCCACCGAGGUCGUGAAGCGUACCACAUCAGCCAAAGCCGAUGUAUGCCCACAACAUUCCCAAGAAUCUUUAUCAUCCACACUAACAUCUUUCAGUAUGAAGGCAUUACUGCAGUAGCUCCUCGCGCUGCAGACUCCGCGUUGAUAGUUAGAAGUCUUGGAGAAGUUCUUAGUGAUGUGCGUACCUACCAUCCAGUACCCUUCUGUUCAAUCUACUAUUUUCCCUUCUCAAUAUCUCUAACACCCUUCCUCACCCACAGUACGAAGACAUUCCCAUCACCGGUCUCCCAGGUCUCACAUCCAACGUCCCCCUAAGCUUCUACAACCAACUAACCUACGCCGGUUUCCGCGCCGUACGUAAAACCGGCACCGGUACGCUCCUCCAACAAAUCGACGGCCUACAAUGCGCCGUGGGUGGCAAUGGUUCUACUAUUACAUCCGUCUAUUUAGCUUCUCCAGUUGCUUCUUUCCAAGCAAAUUAUGCGAGUUUUGGUUGUUAUUUGAGUACUUCUUCGGGUGCUAGUCCCGGUGUGGCUUGUACGGUGCAGGUUACGGCUUUUAAGACGGAUGGAAGUUUGUAUGCAGAUAAAGCGGGGUGUGCGUAUGGGGGAUUAGGAAUGAGUGAGUUUUUACUUCUUUUACUCUUUUAUUCUUGUUAUGCAUAUGCCGAAAUAUGAUCAGACGAACACUAACCCGUGACUUAACCACAUCUAGUAAAUCAAUGCACAUUCCCCACUACCUGGACCAAUGUUGCCAAACUCUCAUUUGAAGUCGUCGCUUCAGAGAUUUUGCAAACUGUAGGUCCAACUCUGGGUUCGUUGCUCGGUGGUAUUAUUGGGACGAUUGGAAGUAUUGGGUUUAUUAUUGAUGAUUUUGAUGCUAUUUUUCAUUGUGUAGAUGGGAAGAGUAAUUCGGUUGUUGCGCCGGGUCUUUGUGGGUGAAGGAUUUUGGACGAUGGGAGGAUUUUAGGAAUGGGGUUUUGGAAGGUGGUGGGUGUAGGAGGAGGGGAAAUAGGGUGGUGGAGGUAAAGUGGAUAAGGUUGUUGUUUUUGGAUUCUUGUAUUGCUUCAGUUGUGUUGUGAUGAUUUUUAGUCGCUCGUUUUCCUACUUGGUAGGAUUUCUGAAUUGUUUAUUGAACUUUGUUUGGUUUUAUUCACUUCAUCCACUUCAACGGAUAUCUGAAAUUUCUCCUCCCAAAGUCAACAGAGCAGUAGGAAAUAUAUGUGCUCUUUCAUAUAUUCUAUCACUCAUAUUACAGUCAACACAUGUUCAAACAUUCUAAUACCGCAGAGAACAUAAAAUAAACCCUUACCUAACCAAUAGUUAGCUGGUGGAUAGGAAUGUAUGAAUACU